GUGCAGUAGCAGCAACACCAUCCAUCUACUGUAUAUAGCUUGGAAUAGUUAUCUCUUGUCACAUAUGUUCUGCUUGAGCUCCACCUUCCCAGGACAUGCCUCUAACCAGCUAAAGCAUUAGCCUUAGUUAGUCUUGCCUCCCAGCCCGCCCUUGACAUAGUGAAAGCAUGAAAUAGGAGCAGAGAGGGAAUACAAUAUGCACUAAAGAAACAGAAGGCAUUGAGAACAUAUGUACGGCUUGCUGCGUGUCCUAGAAGACCAACAGGGGUUUGAUUGUUGGAGUUAUGCUGCAUUAAUGGAGUGAAAAGGAAACUUAACAAAUGGCUUUGGACAAUGAGAGGAAGAUCUUGGAAUGUUGCUGAAGCUUGAAAUAUAGAUUAUAUCACAGAACAACGGUGACUCACUUUGGGGAGUUUUGUCUAAAAGACAUUCUGCACUGCUGUUUACAUUUUAAAAACUUGCCCUGAAUUCCUUCGCGUAUUCCCAUAUGGCUUAAGUGUUUUUGUACCAACUGCAAGCAUGAAGUGGCUCUGCAAACUUGAUGAGUCUGGGAAGUUCUGGGAUGUAAAUCAGACGUGGAACACCAAUAAUCCAGACUUUUCCUGGUGUUUUCAUAAAACAGUUUUGUACUGGAUACCCUGUUUUUAUCUAUUUAUCUCUUCUCCGUUCUACGUUUUCUACCUCAUACGUCAUGACCGAGGUUACAUAAGGAUGUCACUGCUCUGUAAAGCAAAGACUUGUCUUGCUGCGUUGCUGGCAUUAAUCUGUUAUACAGACCUUUUCUACACUGUGUGGAAGAUGACACAUAAUUUUCCAGAACCGCCAGUGCUCCUUAUCAGUCCACUAAUUGUUGGAGCCACAAUGCUUCUUGCUGCAAGUCUUAUUCAGUAUGAGAGAAUGAAAGGCGUGCAGUCAUCAGCUCUCCUGUUGGUGUUCUGGAUCUUGGUUCUAAUAUGUUCAGUAUUCCAACUUCGAACUAAGAUUACAACUGCUAUUUCACAGGCAGCAGAGAUUGACAGAAUGCGUUAUGCGCUUUUCAUGUCAUAUUUCGUGCUGGUGCUGAUCCAGUGCAUUCUCUCAUUCUUCAAUGAUCAGCCACCUUUCUUCUCCACCAUGAAGAGCGAGUUGAAUCCAAAUCCUGUGACAGAUGCUUCUUUGAUUUCCCAAAUGACAUUCAGCUGGUUUACUGAGAUUAUGUUCAGAGGUUACAAACAACCAUUGAAAGCUGAAGAUAUUUGGUCCCUGAGGAAAUCCGACACAGCUGAAGAAAUUUUACAGAGGUUCUCAAAAGAGAUACAGAAGCAAUGGUAUAAAACCAAGCCGUUGGAAGUACGCACUACAUUCUCUAAGCCACAAAUUAAUAAAGACAUUCAGAUCUUUCACGAAGAUGAAACUGAAGUGCUGCUGAAAAGUCCAAGCAUGCAGAUGAACAAUCAAUCACUCCUAAAGAUUAUUUUCAAAACUUUUGGUCCCUACUACCUGCUGAGUGUCCUGUUAAUGGUUCUGUACACUGCAUUCCUCUUCAUCAGUCCUGAGCUAAUGAGGUUGCUUCUGGAGCGGUUGAAGAAUCCCUUGUCCCCAAACUGGCAAAGCUUUUUGAUUGCUGUCCUCCUUCUCAUUUGUCCUUGUGGUCAGUCCCUAUGCCUUCACCAGCAUGACUACAUUUGCUAUGUCACUGGGAUGAGACUCCGAGCAGCAAUAGUUGGUAGUGUUUAUAAUAAGGUGUUAGUCCUUUCCAGCUCUGGAAGGCAAGAUUGUUCUGCUGGGGAGAUUGUAAAUCUGAUCUCCACUGAUAUCCAAAAAUUAAUGGACUUGGCAACGUGUUUCAACUAUUUCUGGUCUGCGCCUUUAACAAUUAUUGUGGCAAUGUAUUUUCUAUGGCAGACGCUGGGUGUUGCAGUGUUCGCUGGGGUAGGAGUGUUUAUUUUAAACCUUCCAUUUAUGACUUUGUUUGGAGUCGCGAUCAAAAAACUGCAGGAAGAACAGAUGAAACAGAAGGACAGUCGUAUAAAAUUGAUCUCUGAAGUUCUACAAGGUAUAAAGGUGCUGAAGCUUUAUGCUUGGGAGAAUGCUUUUAUAAAGAAAAUUGAAAGUUUCAGGGUGCUGGAAUUAAAAGCAGUGAAGAAGUAUGCACUACUGUUGUCUGGAGCGCUGGCAUUAUUUGUGGCCUCGCCUUUCUGGGUUUCUCUGACCAUGUUUGGUGUCUUCUUGGCUGUGGAUGAUAACAAUGUCCUGGAUGCACAGAAAGCCUUUGUCACUAUAAUAUUGCUUAAUAUUCUCAGGAUCCCUCUACGUAUGUUCCCAAUGGCUGUCACGCUUAUUUUCCAGUCAUUUGUUUCCCUAAAACGUUUGGCCAAACUAUUCUCUGAAGAUGAAGUAGACCCUGGAAAUGUGGAGACUUUAGAACCCUCUAGCAAGAAUGACAUUGUGGUACAAGAUGGCACGUUUACAUGGUCUGCAACAGAUGAGCCAUGCCUUAGAAACAUCAAUUUAUCUGUCCAGAAAGGUUCAUUGGUUGCUGUUGUUGGUCAAGUUGGCUGUGGAAAGACUUCACUUCUCUCUGCAUUACUUGGUGAAAUGGAAAAAGUGGAUGGUACCAUUGCCCUAAAGGGCUCUAUUGCAUAUGUACCUCAACAGACUUGGAUUCCAAAUGCAACGUUUAAAGACAAUGUGCUCUUUGGAAGGCAUUUUGACAAAGACUGGUAUGAUAAUGUCAUUCAGAGUUGUGCAUUGCUGCCUGACCUACAAAUUCUUUCAGGUGGCGAGAACACUGAAAUAGGGGAAAAAGGCAUAAACUUGUCAGGUGGACAAAAACAGCGAAUAAGUAUCGCUCGAGCUGUGUACAGGAACUGUGAUGUUUACUUAUUGGAUGAUCCUCUUUCUGCAGUGGACGCACAUGUUGGGCAGCAUUUGUUUAAACAUGUCAUUGGACCCAAUGGCUUACUCAAAGAAAAGACACGCGUUUUAGUGACUCAUGGCAUUAGCUUCCUGCCACAAAUGGACAUGAUUAUUGUGUUGUCUGAUGGAAGAAUUUCUGAAGUUGGCACAUAUAAUGAGCUUCUUAAAAAGGAUGGAGCUUUCUCAGAAUUCCUGCAAACAUAUGCACUUACUUCCGAAGAAAGUGAUGAGUCUCCAGCAAAAUGUGUAAUUCAAGGCCACAAAGAGAAGACAGAAAACACGCUAAAAAUGGACUCUGUUGCUUCCACAAGGAAGGCGAAAGACACAGAGAUGAAUGAAGAUACUGAAAGAGAUGCAGAUGCCGGAAAGCUUACAGAUGCAGACGUCGCUCUCACGGGCCGGGUCAAGUUAACCGUGUAUUUGGAGUACUGCAGAAUUAUGGGCAAGUGGUAUUUGAUUACAAGUGCAGCCUUUUUCAUCAUUCAACAGUUAUCAGCCCUGGGGCAUAAUUACUGGAUUGGGCUGUGGGCUGAUGAUCCACCUGUGAAUGGUACCCAACAGAACACUGCCAUGAGACUGGUAGUGUACAGUGUACUGGGCACAGUGCAAGCUUUAUGUAUAUAUAUAGCAUCUAGCGCUAUAAUUGUUGGAGGAGUGUCAGUGUCCCGUCAGCUUCACUGCAAGCUCUUGUACAGCAUCAUGAGGUGCCCCCUGAGCUUUUUUGAAAGAACACCUAGUGGAAACCUAACCAACCGAUUUGCAAAGGAAAUGGACACUAUAGAUAAUAUCAUCCCGCAUAUGUUAAUGAUGUUUAUAUUAAUCUCCCUAACCAUAUUGGAGAUACUACUGGUCAUUGCAAUAGCCACGCCUCUGGCUGCUGUAGCCUUUAUACCUCUGGGUUUACUAUACUUUUUCUUACAGAGAUUUUAUGUUGCCAGUUCUCGGCAGCUGAAACGCCUGGAUUCAGUGAGCAAAUCUCCUUUGUACACUCACUUUAAUGAAACCCUGCAAGGCGUAAAUGUCAUACGAGCCUUUAAAGAACAGGACCGUUUUAUUCAAGAGAACAAUCUACGUCUUAAUACCAACCAGCGGUUCUACUUCUCCAGCUUUGUCGCAAACAGGUGGUUGAGUAUACGCUGUGACCUCGUUAGUAAUUUCAUAGUUUUUACAGUGGCCAUUGUAGGAGUUUUGUUCAAAGAGAGCAUUUCCCCAGGCCUGGUUGGUCUUGCUGUUGUGAAUUCUCUAAGGUUGACAGGUGUCUUAAAAGAAGCUGUUCAUAUUGCCACUGACAUGGAAACUAACUCUGUUGCAGUGGAAAGGGUGAAGGAGUAUUGUGAUGUGGAGCCUGAGGCUCCAUGGACAUCAGAGCAUGCUUCAGAAUUAACACACUGGCCACAUGCUGGAAGGAUUGGGUUCCAAAAUUAUGGUCUGAGGUACAGGAAAGACUUACAAAUGGCUUUACAAAAUGUUACUGCUUCCAUUCAGCCUGGAGAAAAGGUGGGCAUAGUUGGAAGAACUGGAGCUGGAAAGUCUUCUCUAACUUUGGGUUUAUUCCGAAUUCUUGAACCUGCAACUGGAUCAAUUUGUAUAGAUGGAGUGGACGUUUUAAAACUAGGCCUUCAUGAACUGAGAUCUAAACUAACAAUCAUUCCUCAGGACCCAGUCUUAUUUUUUGGAUCAUUAAGAAUGAACCUGGAUCCUUUUGACUAUUACACUGAAGAUGAUGUUUGGACAGCUUUGGAACUGGCCCACUUGAAAAGUUUUGCUUCGAGCUUGCCUGAUAGGCUAGAUCACAUUUGUACUGAAGGAGGAGAAAAUCUAAGUGUUGGCCAGCGCCAGUUGGUUUGCCUGGCAAGAGCCCUUCUUCGAAAGACCAAAAUCCUGGUGCUGGAUGAAGCCACAGCAGCGGUGGACCUAGAAACCGAUGACCUGAUCCAGUCAACUAUAAGAAAAGAGUUUGAAAAUUGUACAGUGAUAACCAUUGCACAUCGACUCAAUACAAUUAUGGAUUACACACGGGUUAUUGUCUUUGACAAAGGUGAAAUUGUGGAAUUUGACACACCUACAAGGCUACUGGAAAAUAAGGGAAUAUUCUAUUCCAUGGCAAAAGAUGCAAAUGUAAUUUAACUGUUGGAAACUAGAUUUAGAGUUACUGAUCAGUAGACUCGGGGAGCAGACAAAGAGCUGCACAGCAAAAAUCAACAGAAAAUGUGACUUUUUG
This is a messenger RNA of Rana temporaria (common frog), 5119 nucleotides long. Its product is annotated as multidrug resistance-associated protein 1-like. The coding region runs from base 520 to 5025 and encodes 1501 amino acids. Gene Ontology annotation, molecular function: ATP hydrolysis activity; ABC-type xenobiotic transporter activity; glutathione transmembrane transporter activity. Gene Ontology annotation, cellular component: basolateral plasma membrane. The transcript is spliced from 32 exons. Lineage: Eukaryota; Metazoa; Chordata; Amphibia; Anura; Ranidae. Gene Ontology annotation, biological process: glutathione transmembrane transport; xenobiotic transport. The record is from RefSeq and is a predicted model, not a curated record.